This is a messenger RNA of Lithohypha guttulata, 2739 nucleotides long. RefSeq lists its product as uncharacterized. The record is from RefSeq and is a predicted model, not a curated record. The transcript has 4 exons. Gene Ontology annotation, biological process: regulation of DNA-templated transcription. Lineage: Eukaryota; Fungi; Ascomycota; Eurotiomycetes; Chaetothyriales; Trichomeriaceae. Gene Ontology annotation, cellular component: RSF complex. Bases 1 to 2739 code for a protein of 912 amino acids.
AUGCCGCGCAAGCGGUCACACGAUGAGAUGGUGGCCGUCGAGUCUCCCACAGAACGACCUCAAGAAGUCAGCAUGCUGUCCAAGAUUCGAAACAUGUGGGAGUUUGCCAGUCUAUGCGAGUGGCUACACAUAUUUGGUGAAGCCUGCAAACUUCCACACGUCGACAUCGAGGACCUCGAGCAGGAGUGUAUGAAGUCAGAGAUCAGUCACCUGCUGGAAGAGAUAGGCUACAAACUAGUCAAUUGGUUGUCCUCUCGUCGCGACAUAAAUCUCGAGAAUUGGGACCUCAAUGUCCGGCGACAAAUUGAAUAUCGAGCUCCUAAUGUUCAUCACCCUUACGGGCAAGAGGAGGAACCCAAUAAAUUUCGAGAUUUCCACGUUUUCACAAAAAUCAGAGUUCUGCAUCAACUCACUGUAUUGACAUUCUGGAACCCGGAAAAGAUAAGACAACUCUUUCCUCAAGAAAAGGAGAUGGACCAGUUUCUCGAUUGGAAUACACAUCCUGUUGGGUGGGAUCGUCAAGAUCGGACCUACUACGAUUUUCAAUUUGCCAGACGUUUGUACCGCCGAACUGAUCCUCCCAUAACCGAGCCUACGAAGAAAACGAAGUCGAAAUAUACCUCGAAGAAGGCACAAUCUCAGCGCAGACAGAGUCGUGCCUCGAAACGCAGAAAGAUCUCGGACGCUGAGGAUGGAGAUACUGAGAUGGGUGAUGCGGAAGACACUAUGGACGAAACUAAGAUUGAGGACGAGACCACGAUCAUGAAACCUCAACAGGAAGAGGACGAUCCUGAAAAGCUCGACACAUUUGGUGGUUACAAGUUUGAAUGCGUCGCUGUGACGUUAGAAGACUACAAUGCAUUUCUGGCAACGAUCGCCAAGUCAAAAGAUGAGAAUGAACGAAACCUCAAAGCCUAUAUCGAGGAGGACAUACUACCUGCUCUGCAGGCUCAGGAGGAGAAGCGACAGAGGAAAGUGGAGGCUCGCCUGCGAGAAAUACAAAUGCAGGAGAAGAUGCACGGUGCCAAAAGAUCCGGUAGAUUGGCAGCUAAGCAAGCACAAGAACUCGAGCAACAGGAAGCUGCCAGAAAAGCGAAAGAGCGAGCGGAUUUGGAGGCCAGAGAGCUCAGAGAUCGGGCGAUGCAAUACAGGAUGGAGGACGAGCGACGUUCUCGUAUGGUCACUCGGGAACAGCGCAUUGCACAGCGGGAACUACAACGUAUGCGUAUGGAGGAAGAGCUGGCUCAAGAUUCUGCGGAAGAGAAAAGGAUUGAAGAAGAGGGCGCUCGAAGUUCUAGGCAUCUCAAAGAACGUAUCCAGCAACGCAAAAAAGAACUUGAGCAAUGGGAUGGUGAGGAUUGGUCCUUUGACUGCUCGGGUUGCGGUCAACAUGGCAAGAACUUUGACGAUGGUGAGCACAGCAUUGCAUGUGAGCGCUGCAAUGUAUGGCAGCACAGCAAGUGCCUAGGCGUCUCACAAGCAACCGCCGAGCGUGAUGAUUUCAACUUUGUCUGCGAGGACUGCAAACGCAGGGAGGAGGAGGCUAGCCGACCAAAGAUCUCGCUCAAAUUCAAGGUCGGCCAGUCUUCCUCACCACCGCAGCACGCACAGACAUCAGCUACAGUACCAAGGAUGGAGCAGGGAGACGAGUCGUCCUUCAAGCAAAAGCUUGUAUCAGUUGACGUUCCAGCUGUCAAUUCAACUGGACCACCUCCAGCUUCAGGUGUCGCCCUGAAUGGUCAGAUCUAUCCUGCUCCUGUUUCAGCGAGACCCAUCCAAUCAGCACCAACACAAGUUGCUCAGCCAACUGCUCAACCUUCGGUGCCUACCUAUGCCACGCAAGACACUAACGGGCAGACUCUGUACAUGAACGGGGGCUCUAACUACCGCUCUAAUCACUUCAGUGCCUACCCUCCUCAAGGUCAACUCCUUGGCGGUGUACGCGACCAGAAUCUCUACAGUCAGACUACACACCAACAAAGCUCUGGUCCCUUGGACUAUCAGGCUGCUCCAAACUCUAGUCAGCCAUUCUCGUCACAACCUUCUCUACGACCAACUUCCAGCCAUUCCCAAACACCUCGACCAGCAUCAAGUCAUUCUCAAGCACAUAUUUACUCCUCACCUGUGAGACCUCGAAUACCUUCUCCUAUUGUCAAUCGACCUACGAUGUCUCCCACUCAAGGGAAUCCAGAUGUUGGCCCUAUUGCUGGUGUACCAGGUAGCUCUCCACCCCUUCGCCAAGCCCAAAUUUCUACUCCAUACACGAAUGGCCAACAUAUUAAUGGUAACGUAAUUCAAAGCACACCACAGCAACGAGACUCAUCUUACAACUCUUCCUUCUCUGGUUCGCAAACACAACCAAUGUCUGGGCUCUCUCCCGUCAAGCAACGUGUAUCACCCUCUCCAAUGUCUCAACCAUCACUCAUUCCCCAAAAGCAACGUGCAUACCAGACACCAUCCUCGAGCUUUAAUAAUCCUCACAAUGUACGGUCCGUAUCGGGAACACCUAUCUUUCCGCCAGCCGAGAACCUCGCGCCUAGUCCUCAGCAAUUAAACCGAGAGCCGGUACCGACUCCUAGCAAGCAGUCGCCACCAUCAUCUCAAUCACAAUCACAACCACAGGUCCAGCUUAUGAACAAUGGUGCAGUCUCAUCGCAACAUGGACCUCUUCCAGGUACACCCUUACAGCCGCCAUACGAAGAGAAACCAAAGAUACCAGAGCCGAGUACGGUGCAGUAG